AUGGUUGCGGAUUGGCCAUACGGCGGAGACCCCUCUCCCAACCCCCGGGGUCUUAUCGACGAUGCCGUAGCCGACGUCAUCGCAAUACUACGUCUACUAGAGCUACCUGAGCCCCACGCCUCGUUCCUCUCCUUCGUCUUCCAUACCUUGUUCUAUGUCAGCAUCUGCGUGUUCGCCAGCUUCGUAUUUUUCGUAAUUCGGCAGUCCGUCUUUAUUACCCUCUUCCGCUCCCUUACCAGCACCGAAACCCGUCGUAACCCCGAGCCCUGGAGCGUAACGCUAUGCAGGCUCAUAGACCCCCACCACUACGACAACAUCGUCGCGUUGUCGUGCUACCUGACCACCUUCGCCGUGUCGCUGUUCAUCCUAGCCGCGUCUGUCGCCGCUAGCUCCAGUUGGAUAGCCGCGUUCGCGUGGGUGAUGAUAUGGUUCUUGUGGAUAUACGCAGGGUGGCGGUACUCCCAGCCCAUGAAACCGCGGUACACGGGGGAGGACGUAAAGCUCUGGAGUGGAAAGGGUUUGUGGGUUCACACCAUACUUCUAGUAGCUGCCCUUGCUUAUUUUACAACAUUGUGUCGGCAGCUCGACGAUGGUAUCGUACGGCUUCACGAAAGCUGCGGUAACGCCAGCCCGGCAUUUUUGAGAAACAUGGCACAUGAGAUUAUGUUUAAACUUAACCCUCCGGAAUAUAAGGUAGUCCCACCUGUGGAGAGGUAUGGAUAUACCUCGUGA
Molecule: messenger RNA, 732 nt
Organism: Daldinia childiae
Lineage: Eukaryota; Fungi; Ascomycota; Sordariomycetes; Xylariales; Hypoxylaceae
Exons: 1
Coding region: 1-732 (243 amino acids)
Source: RefSeq, a predicted model, not a curated record